AUGAAGGAUAGAGGCAAAGCUGCAGCUGUAGACAACAACUUGUUAGAUUUCAAUUACUCUAUUUCAUCAGAUAUGCCAUGUACCAAACACCCAAAUUCAUCUACUGUUGGAAUCUGCAGUUACUGUUUAAAAGAAAGAUUGGUAAAUUUGGUAUGUACUGAGUGUGGUGAGCAAAGACUCUCUUCUUGUUCUUGUUCUGAUGAUAUUUCUUCUUCUUAUAGAAACUCUUGUUCUGUUGAAGUUGGUAGUGUUGGUAGAAUCUCAUUUUUAUUAGAAAAUGAGAAAAAUAAUGAUCAAGAUUUAUCAACUCAGCAGUUACAAGCAGAACAAGUGAUCUUGUUAAGAAGUAGCAGCAACUGUGUAGAAAUCAAGAAAAACAAAAAUGGUUUUUGGAAAAUCAAGAGAUUGUUUAGAAAGAAAAGAGAAAAGGGUAAAAAUGGGGUUGAUGAAAAAAGUGAUAUUUGUGUAUCUGAUGCAGCUAUGGGAGUUUCAAGAUCAAGAUCAUUAUGUAGUUUUAGAGGUGAUGAUUUUGGUAGUGAAUAUAGAUUUUCAAGUGCAAAAAUAUCUGAUGUUACAGGUGGUUUGUUAUUUGAUUCUGAUCAUGAGCCAAGAAAGAGUGGUAGUAAUUUCAAGAAUUUUAAUAUUCCAAAUAGGGGAAGUAAUACCUUUCCUAUUAAGGAAAGUGAUUUUAGUACUACUAUGGAUGAUUCAGCAUUUAUAGAUUUGAAACUUGAUUUAUCAUCAUCAGAGCCAAGAUCAGAUUUUUAUGGUAAAAGACUUAGUAAUAUUUCAGAUUAUGGAUAUGAUUCUGCAGCUUCAAUGGGGAAUCUAAGAGGUGGAUCUUGUAGAAUUGAUGAAUAUGACACAAGGAUGAGAAGAGGUAGUAGUAGUAGUAAUGGUAAAGGGAAGAAAGUGUGGAAAUGGAUUUUUAGAAAAACAAAUUCAGAUGGGAGGAAAAGUACAAGCAAAAGAGAUGAAAUUAAUAGUAAUUUGAUUAUUAAGUCUUAA
Molecule: messenger RNA, 1008 nt
Organism: Nicotiana tabacum (common tobacco)
Lineage: Eukaryota; Viridiplantae; Streptophyta; Magnoliopsida; Solanales; Solanaceae
Source: RefSeq, a predicted model, not a curated record